AUUCAUGGCUUGCACAUAAUAUUUAACACACCCACCAAGAAGUCGAGCUGCAGCAGUACUAGCCCAACCAGUCUCCAGCAUGCAGUGUAGCUGAAAGGGGGUAUUCACACUGCACCUGCCCAAAGCUCUCUUUUCUCUCCUCUCUGAGGUUCGCCUUCUUUUUCUCGCUUCGCCCUUUCCCCUUCUCCCCACCCCCUCUUCUCUCAGGGCAGAAAUGUAAGUCGGAGCCGAGAUCCAAGGAGAGACAUCAUCUCCCCCCCUCCCCACCCUUUUCCCCUCCCCACCCCUCGGCAGAGCAGCUACCGAUUCCUGGGAGCGUCGCCUCCCCUCCCUUCCCAGCGUCCCCCCCCCCCUCCCCAGCUCCGUGCGUCCUUUGUGCCAGCUCUCCUUUUCGCCUUGGCGGCCGUGUCAACGCUGAACCCUCCAAGUGCCUGGAUAUCGAGCUUCAGCGUCGCGGGUUCGAGCCCAACCAGCCGGGACUCUGGCUUCCCUGGGGCGCUGGAGGUGGUGGUGGUGGAUGGAAGGAUUUGGAAAUCUUAUAAGCGCAGCAUUUGAAAGCCAAUGUUUGUAACCGGGCUGCGGACGAGAGCGCGUCGCGUUGCUGCUCCUCCUGCUGCAUCGCGGGUCCCUUUCCAGAGGAUGGGAAGACGCGUCUUCUCUAAGCACUAUGGAUGAUUCUUUUUUCCUCUACUGACUUCUUCACGGGGUGCUGCAUGUGUGUGUUUGUGCGUGGUUUUUAUUUUUAAUUCCCCCAUCCCCUUUUUUUUUCUCCCUUUAGCCGUCCUCCAUCUCUCCACCCCUUUGGGAGAGGAGGAAAACCUUCCUGAGAUUCAUGUAUUAAGCAGAGUAACGAUAAUAAUAAUACUAAUAAAAGAACAGUUUCUAGAUGGCUCGCUUUUGUGAAUUUUUUUGCAAACAGCUUUUUUCUAAAAACCAAAAAGGGAGGUAGUGAAGACCCCUGGCUUCUAAGUGUAUUUAUUUUUUAACUGUCUUAUGAAGAUAACUUUAUUGACUUGGAUUGUUUGAUUUGUCCAUGAGUAGAAUAGCUUUAUUUUUUUAAAAAGCAGCUUUUUCUGUGAAAAAGCCUCCUCCACCCACCAUUCCCAACCCCUCCUCCCCCAACCCCUCCAUACACACUUUUAGCUAUUUAAAACUCUUAAUUUAUUAGUCUCCUCCUCGUGGCAACCCCCGGUUUCUUUAAGUCUCUUUGGCCAUGAAAAUGAUCUUGGUCCGCAAAUUCCGGGUGCUCAUCCUCAUGGUGUUUCUGAUUGCCUGCACCAUGCACAUCGUGAUCGAUCUGUUACCAAAGUUGGAGAAGCGCGCGGCGAGGAGCGACGGGGACCCCGGCUGCUCCUGCUCUCACCCCCCGGGCGAGGAGGCGCAAGGCUGGGGGAAGCAAAGGACUAAGAGCGGGGCUGAUUCGGGCUGGCCUAACAAACACACCCUGCGGAUCCUGCAGGACUUCAGCAGCGACCCGAGCUCCAACCUCACCUCCCACUCACUGGAAAAGCUCCCCGGGACUGGAGCCGGCGCCGGGGCCGGGACAGCUGCAGCGGCGGACAGGUCCGAGGCAGCGGCGGCGGCGGCGGCGGCGUUUAAGAGGCUGGAAUCCGGCGGUGGCGGAGGCGGCGUGCAGCGAGAUCUCCCCCACAAACACCUCAUUCAAGAUGGGAGUAGGGCGAGCAAAGUGCCGCUGGGAAAGGACGGCUCCAAGCUGGUAGCUCUGUUCCAACACCCCCUCUACAAUAUCGCCAUCCCGCCUCUCACGGAGGACGAUGUCUUGUUCAACGUGGAGAGCGAUAUCCGAUUUAACCCCAAAGCGGCUGAACACCAGGACUGGCAAAAUGAAGGUAACGAAGAUGAAGAAUUUUUACCCACUGGGGAAACAUCUGUCGACACCUAUCCCAACUGGCUAAAAUUUCACAUUGGCAUUAAUCGAUAUGAGUUAUAUUCCAAACACAACCCUGCAAUUGGAGCGUUGCUGCAAGAUCUGGUCUCCCAAAAGAUCACCAGCGUUGCAAUGAAGUCUGGGGGAACUCAACUAAAACUCAUCAUGACAUUCCAGAAUUAUGGGCAAGCACUGUUCAAACCCAUGAAGCAAACCAGGGAACAGGAGACACCUCCUGACUUUUUUUAUUUCUCUGACUAUGAAAGACAUAAUGCUGAGAUUGCUGCCUUUCAUCUGGACAGAAUCCUAGAUUUCCGCCGCGUGCCACCAGUUGCAGGCCGGAUGGUCAAUAUGACCAAAGAGAUAAGGGAUGUCACACGAGACAAGAAGCUGUGGAGAACAUUCUUCAUCUCUCCAGCCAACAACAUCUGUUUCUACGGGGAGUGUUCAUAUUACUGCUCCACGGAACAUGCUCUGUGUGGGAAGCCCGAUCAAAUAGAAGGGUCUCUCGCAGCCUUCCUGCCCGAUCUGUCCCUGGCAAAGAGGAAAACGUGGCGAAAUCCAUGGAGACGUUCGUACCACAAGCGCAAAAAAGCAGAAUGGGAAGUGGACCCUGAUUACUGUGAAGAGGUGAAGCAGACACCACCAUACAAUAGCAACCGCAUUUUGGAUAUAAUGGAUAUGACCAUUUUUGAUUUCCUAAUGGGAAACAUGGAUCGACAUCACUAUGAGACCUUUGAAAAGUUUGGCAAUGAAACAUUUAUUAUUCACUUAGACAAUGGAAGAGGGUUUGGAAAAUACUCCCAUGAUGAGCUCUCCAUUUUGGUGCCUUUAAAUCAAUGCUGCAGAAUCCGUAAGUCCACCUACCUGCGGCUACAACUGCUUGCCAAGGAAGAAUACAAGCUGAGUGACUUGAUGGAAGAAUCUUUGCUGAAAGACAAAAUCGCUCCCAUUCUCUACCGAUUACAUUUAGAGGCUCUGGACAGACGACUGAGGAUUGUUCUCCAGGCCGUUAGGGACUGUAUAGAAAAAGAUGGUUAUAACAGUGUGGUUGAAAAUGACUUUGACACUGCCAACACGAUCGCUACCAAGAGGUAGUAAAAUUAAAGCAACGUUCCUGUUUUUAAGAGUGAAGUGAGGAAAAGAAGAAAAAAGUCUUGCAAGAGACUGUGUGUAAGCCACUUUGUGAAUUCAGUGAAUUCAGAAUUGAGAUACAAUUGUUCCCAAAGUAGGUAAAGACACGUGGAGAAGGAUUAGAUAAUUAUGAAAUAAGUCUAAUGCAAUGCUUAUAAUUAGUUCCCCGAAACAAUAUGAAAGAGUUGGAAAAAUAUUAUGAUCAUUGAGAGAUGAAAUGGAUCGGUGGCAAUUACAUUCUGUCCUUUUUUUUUUUAUAGAAAGGAGGUCUUUGAUAUUUUGUAUUUGUAUAGGGUAUCUAUAUAUGUGUGUAUACAUAUGUAUGUAUACAUGUACAUAUGUAUAUAAUAUACACACAUAUAUAUGUAAACCACAGAUCUACCUACCAAAUUUCACAAAGGAGAGGCAGCAUCAUCUGAUGUCUUACCAUUUCCUCCAGGUGACAUCUACUUGGUCGACUGUGUUAACCCAUCACGUGCUGUCCUGUGCUAGACCUGAUCCAAAGCUAAAGCUUUGGGGUGGGUGUGGGGGUUGGGCCUCAGCGCUUAAAGAGUUGAGAGGAAAACUCUGAAAGCUCAGUGGUUAAUCCAAAUGGAAUUUCAAUAAUUGUUCAUUUUCAGAAAAUACUUGAAUGUUGGUUUUUACAAAGUGACGUAAAAUGACGAGUCGUUCUAUUUAUCCAUCAUUAAGUAGCAAUCCUGAACUUUCUAGACAGGCAAAGGGAAGCCGCUACUGUUCUGACUUUGCUUUUGAUAGUUUGGUGUAAAUAUAUACAUAUAUGAGUAAAUCUGCAGUCUGCAGCCGUAGGCUUACUUUUGCAGCAUUUUUUUUUUUUGUGGAAUUGUUUGCAACGUGGUACAAGUACAAUAAAAAUAUGGCAGAUGUGUAGCUGGACUUUUUCUGUGGGUUCCUUGUCUAUCACAGAAUGGGGGAACCAUAGAACUUUUUACUUGGAGGGGACCUCAGAUAAUCCUCCUUGCUUGAAGUAUGAAUUCCCUCUUCAGCAUCCCCAGCAACAACAAUAACAAAAACAAAAUAGCUAUAACAGUUUACGGUUUGCAAAGUACUUUAUGAAUAUCUCAUUUGGUCCUCACAACACUUCUGGGGGUAUCCCAAUUUUACAGACGGUGAAACCGAGGUAGGCAACAGUGCCGUGACUUGCUCAGGGUAACACAGCUAUUAAGCAUAUUAGGGGGCAGAGCCAAGAUGGCAGGGGAAAGGCAGUGACUUGCCUGAGUUCUCCCCAAGACCCCUCCAAAUACCUUUAAAUAAUGCCAUAAGACAAUUCCUGGAGCAGCAGAACCCACAAAAAGACAGGGUGAAAUAAUUUUGCAGCCAAAGACAACUUAGAAGCUGGGCAGGAAAGCUCUGUUUUACCAGUAUAAAAAUGGAGUGAAAUCCAGCACAGGCCUCACCAACACAGCCCCAGCCCAGCAAACCAAGAGCAGGCCUUGGGAGCCUCUGAAUCAGCACCAGCAACAGAUGAUAAGGGGACUGAACAAUUGGCCAGAAGGAGAUUACAGGGAUCUCUUUGCUAGCAUUGAGGCAGAGCCCUGUUAUUUUGCCCAUACCCCCAUCUAGAUCCCAGUCUUGGGUGGCAGUCCCAGGCCAAGGAGGAACACAAGCACAGUGGAGCUUGUGACCACAGUACAGUGGAACUCUGUUCAUAGUUCCAAGGCAAAAAAGCAGGCCUGUGGUUGCUUUGUAGACCAGAGCACAGGCCAGGAAAGUAGUAAACAUACCUCUUCCUAAAUCAUACUACCUUCAAAGAACUAAAAAUGUACAAAUCCCUAGAAGUAUCUGAAAACAGUUGCACAAAUCCCCUGAAUCUUAGGACAGUGUGCCCUCUACCCUGGAAGCAGUGCCCUACUUUAAAAGAGUUAAAAGUCAAGAAAUAGUCUGGGAAAAUGAGCAAACAGAAAAAAAAAAUCUGACCAUAGAAAGUUUCUAUGGUGACAAGGAAGAGUUUGAGGCUGGGCUGGAACUCAGUUCUUUCUAACUACAGAUGCAGGGUUCGUUCUAUCUAUUGCAAACCUUAACUGCCUAAUUUGGACAAGUGGUCAUUUACCUUGAGUUGGAAUACCUCUAGAGAUGACGAUUCAGCUAUGAUUAUUCAGAAUGGUUUCCUUUAUAUUAAGCCCAUAUCUUGCCUACAAUCCAGUUCACUGAACUUUGAAAUAAAAAGGCCUGACCUGUUUUCUUAACAGCCCAUCAAAUACUUGAAAAUAUUAAAUUAUAAACCCCUAAGACUUUAAAGAAUUAGCUUCAGUUUAUGUGAUUAUGGAUUUAGAGCUGGUAAUGAUCUGAACAGUUAUUGAAGGUAUCCUUGAUUAAAAUAUGAAAAGGGGACAAGCAGAUGGUCUGGUGUACCACAAUGAUAGAAUGGUGGAAUAUAAGCUCCCCAAGAGUAGGAAUUGUUCGAUUAUUUUUAUUGGCCUCCCAGUGCCUAGCAUAUGCUGCUCAGAUGGGUGGCACCUAAGUCUGGCACUAAUAUGGUGAACCUUUUUGGGCAGGGGAAUUGUUGCCGGGCUGCCUAAGGAGGGACAAACUACCCCAGGUCAGAAAUGGAGCAUAUCAAGAAUUGUCUGAAUUGUUGCCCUGGCAAUGGGAUUGGGCCUAUGAAUAACCACUGUACUUCCAACCUGGAAAAAAGUGGGAGACCUAAUCUUAAAAAAAUUCUUUAAAUAAAUAUACACCAGCAUAA
Molecule: messenger RNA, 5726 nt
Organism: Dromiciops gliroides (monito del monte)
Lineage: Eukaryota; Metazoa; Chordata; Mammalia; Microbiotheria; Microbiotheriidae
Gene: FAM20C
Product: FAM20C golgi associated secretory pathway kinase
Exons: 10
Coding region: 1214-2986 (590 amino acids)
Biological process (GO): protein phosphorylation
Cellular component (GO): Golgi apparatus
Molecular function (GO): protein serine/threonine kinase activity
Source: RefSeq, a predicted model, not a curated record